CCUUUUUGUAUUUGUCUAUAUCCUAUAAUAAUUUUGAAAGUUGAAUUGAAAAGGCACACGGGCUCGCUACCCUAAAAUAUUCAUUUAUCAGCAAUCUACAUGGCUUGCGCGACGUUCUAACGCCAUCGCCACUUCGGAGUCGCGACUUUUGCGAUGCGAUGAGUCUUUUGGCUGCUCCAGUCAGUCUCUUAACAGUUUGAAGGGCAGGGCAAGGGAUCCUUGUUUCUCUGCUACAUCUUCUGAAUCUCUGUCAGGGUCCUCAACUUUGCCAUCCCUUCUGGCCCGGUCUGCAUUUUUCUGAUACCCCGCAACACUUGGGGUAAACACUAUGGCACCAUUACUAGGAAGCUGGACACCACCAGAGACCAGCGGGUUUCAAUGUCUAAGCAUCGAACGCAAUUCUGCUAGAAAGAGCAUUCUCUACAUCGACGCUUACGACUCAUUUUCCUACAAUGUAGUCGCCAUGCUCGAAGAAGUUAUCAACGUCAAGGUCACCGUGAUGACAAUCGACUCGGAAUGGCCAGACGGUAACAUCACAGAGUUCCUGCAGCAUUAUGAAGCUGUGGUCCUCGGGCCUGGGCCGGGAGAUCCCCAGGUUCCGAAAGAUGUCGGUAUUAUGAAGGAUAUCUGGAACCUUGGCGAGGCAGAUAUGUUGCCUGUGUUUGGGAUCUGUCUAGGGUUUCAGAGUUUGUGUCUUCAUCAUGGUAUUCCUAUUGGGAGGUUGCCGUAUCCGUUGCAUGGUCAGGUCCAUCGGAUUUCUACGGCGGGGGAGGAUGUUUUUGAUGGGACGUGGGAUCUCAGGGUUACGCUUUAUCAUUCGUUAUAUGCUAAACUGGACAACUGUGGGGCUUCGGUUGAAGGCCAGAAUGGUUUUUCAAAGCUUGGCAGCGAGCUUGAGCUGCUCGCUUGGUUAUUCAUCGAUAGCACGGAGACUGAUACGGGAGCGCAGAUUCCCAUGGCUACUCGCCACCGGAGCAAACCGUUUUGGGGAGUGCAAUUUCAUCCAGAAUCAUGCAAAUCCGACAGGGAGGCUUGCGACCAAUUACUCAAAAGAUGGUGGGAAAUGGUUCUGAACUUCAACAAAAGGACCGGACGUGGGGGUUAUGGAACGCUUCCCGAUACACUCGUUACCCGAUCAGAUGAUGUGGCUUCUCUUCCGGAUGUUGCGUUUACGAUGCUGAAAUGGAGUGCUUCUACAUCAAGGAAGUCUGCCUAUCGAGCAUUCUCACGGGCUGAUUUAACCGCGGAAGCGAUAUGCGAAACGCUCAACACUCCCAGAUCGCCAACUGUGCUAUUCCAGUCCAAUGGAAGAUAUAGUAUCAUAUCUGUUCCAAGUCCGGGAUCAUGGCGACUUGGAUACUACAGCGCUUCUGGGAAGUUAUUACUGGAAGACUUGAGCAACCGCGGCGCAACGAAUUGGCGUGAAGACACGACGCUCGUUGAGAAGUCACUGUCGGUAUCACAGUUCUGGGAUGCAUUGAGAUAUCUGAUGGAGAUGAAGAAGGUCGACAAUGGUGACCAUACUGUUCCUUUCUGGGGAGGAUUCCUAGGAUACUUCUCCUACGAGAUGGGCCUUGCUUGCCUUGCACGCCCAAAAGAUGCAGAAGGUAUGCAUAAUGGCUUUCAAGGUCAUUCUUCGGGAAAUGCAGUCACGGAGGACCCUGCGGAUGCCAGUCUUUUGUGGACUGACCGGAGUAUUGUCGUUGACAACCAGACGGGUCGAGUCAUUGUUCAGUCGACUCGGGAAUCGGACGACGUGCCAGCUGGCUGGCUUGAUCAGACACUACACUUGCUCAAUGAGCUCUCAACCGCUAAUACCCUAAAUGGCGACGACAAUAUCAUCGCGGAUGAUAUGCAAACCCUGGACUCCAUCCUCAACCAGGGCGAAAUUACUUUCCCCAGUCCGCAGUCUUAUCUCAAGCAAGUGGAAGAUUGCAAAGCUGAGCUGGAAGCCGGCGAAUCAUACGAGCUAUGCCUGACCUGCGAAACGUCAAUUGCAUUACCAUCUCCGAAUACUGACAGCGGCCGUGCGAACUUUCCCUGGAAGCUAUACAAGCGUCUGAGGAAGUAUAAUCCCGCAGCGUUCAGCGCUUACGCAAAACUCGGAAACGUCAAGAUCGUGAGCAGUAGCCCCGAAUGUUUCCUCAACUGGGACCGAGAAUCGACACUUGAAAUGAAACCGAUGAAGGGCACGGUGCGCAAGACCGACGAUAUGAACAUGGAGAAGGCCAGGGAGAUUUUGGGCUCAACAAAGGAAGUAGCAGAGAAUCUCAUGAUCGCUGAUCUAAUUCGCCACGACCUGUACGGGAUCUGCGGCUCCGGUAAUGUGUACGUUGAAAAGCUCCUCGAGAUCGAGGAUCACGGACGAGUCUUCCAAAUGAUCACCCACGUCAAGGGCGAUGUCAAUCCACGCCGACUCGGUCCCGCGGUGCGGAACAUGCCGCAACUCCAAACAUCAAAUAUGGCCGUCCACGGUCUCACGGCUCUACAAAGAUGCCUCCCUCCUGGUUCAAUGACCGGAGCACCCAAGGAACGCUCAUGCAUGCACCUUAGCUCGAUAGAGAAUCGGAAGCGUGGAAUCUACUCUGGUGCCAUGGGAUACCUCGACCUUGGAGGUGGAGGAAGCUUUUCCGUCCUUAUCCGCACUGCCUUUACAUCCUCUGAUGAUAAGGACGAGAAGCAGUUAUGGCAGAUUGGUGCCGGCGGAGCAGUGACUACUCUCAGUACUGCUGAGGGCGAGUGGGAUGAGAUGUUGACGAAGUUAAGAACUGUUUGCAAUAUCUUUACGCCUUUGGAUUCGGACGGCCGAGGGAAGUCGUAAGGUCUCUAUACUUCCAUGUCCAUGUUUCAUCAUGUCUUUCUUCUUUUAUUUUGUUACACUUCGGGCCGGCUUCAACAUUUACAUAUAUUUGCAUUGGGAUAGAUGAUAGAGAUUCGAUUCAACAUUCAGCGCUGGGGUUAUGGGAUUGGUUUUAUUGUUUAUUUCAUGGCAUUGUAUAGUUCGCAUCCUGAUAUAUAUAUUUCUUGCUACCUUCCUGUAAAUGUAAAACUCUCAAGCCAAC
This is a messenger RNA of Aspergillus glaucus CBS 516.65, 3062 nucleotides long. RefSeq names its product aminodeoxychorismate synthase pabA (gene pabA). Gene Ontology annotation, biological process: L-tryptophan biosynthetic process. NCBI's taxonomy places the organism in Eukaryota, Fungi, Ascomycota, Eurotiomycetes, Eurotiales, Aspergillaceae. The record is from RefSeq and is a predicted model, not a curated record. The transcript has a single exon. Bases 329 to 2821 code for a protein of 830 amino acids.